GGGCCGCGCGGCGCGGGAGCCUGGGAAGGCUGCAGAGCUAGAGCAGCGCCGCCCGAGGGGCCGCAGGGGCUGACCACAGAGAGCGCGGGGGCCUCCAGCCAAGAGGAAGGGAGGGCAGCUCGGGCCGAAGUCGUUGGCUUCGUAAGAGCAGGGUCUGUGGGAAGCCGCCUCAGCGUGGGUUCUUGGAAGAGGUGGAGGUUCGUUCACUCGACGUUUGUUACACAAAUAUGAAAACAGGGUGACGAAAGUUUGAACGUUCAUGAAUGGCAGUAGCUGCAAAGGAGUUGUGUAUGCAGUUGGUAUUAAUGACGUUUUCAGUCCCUCUGGCGAGAGAAAAGCGAGCGAGUCGGGCGGCUUGUGAGGGAAAUGUGGCAUGAGAGGAAAGAGGAAGUUUGGAGAGGCUUAUGCGGUACCUGAUUCAUCCAGCAAAUUAAGACCUGCCAACUUUUUGAUAAUCUCGUCAAUAAAUUACAGAACAAUUGUUCCUUUCAAGAUUUAUUCAAAACGUGUCAACUCUGCUUAAUUAAGCACUUUGAUGAUUUAAGAAAUCUUGGAAAUCCUUUUGUACUAUUGCUCAUUCAUACUUGUUCAUCAAAGCCUGGAGUCCUUAAGGACAGAAUUUACCUCUAAACAGAAAGAUGGAAACUAAAGUACAUUUAUUCUGCCAGGCAGAGAAAAAUAUUGACUUAUUAGAUGAUGGCUCUAAUUCUUUUGCAACUGACUUGUCAUCAGGAACUAUUAACCACAAGAAAUACAUCAAGUUUUCUAAAACAAUAGAGAAGAAAAUUUCACUGGAAAUUAGGAGUUUGAGCCCAGAAUAUAAAAAAAUAUUUGAAACAUCAAUAAUCCUUUGUGGAGAAGAAAAGUCCUCUGAUUUUUCAGGAGAAAAAAAAGUUGGGAGAAAGAGUUUACAAGUACAACAGCACAGUAAAAGAACUGAGAUUAUCCCUCCUUUUCUGAAGCUGUCAAAGGAGAAGGUGACAAGGAAAGAAAACUCUUUAUGCAAGUUGCCGAAUCAGUACAGCGUUCACAAGACUUCAUCACCUCUUUGUACAUCUUCUGCAAUUACUCGGGAAAAAGAAAUGCUGUCUAACCUCUACAUGACAUUAUAUGAUGAAGUAACCCAUGGAUAUUUACACUCAAAAGAAUUAAGUGGUAAUAAGAGGUUCUUAAAUUUCUUGAAUACAUUUCCUGGUUAUGUGCUUUUUAGGAAUUGUUUCAGCAGUUAGUGCCUCUUCAUCUACUCCUAAUGGCUUAUGGUAUCAACUGACAAUACAUGAUAUGGCAAAUGCUGCGGGCUGUGAGGAAGCAAAAGUAGGUAGUUUAAUCCAUAAAUAUCUUUGGUUGUAUUGGUAAGAUAGGGAAAAUAUAAUAUGCAGCUUAUACUAGUUCAAAUGUAUUUUUUGGAAAAAUGUCUGCAUAUUACAUCCCAUGGAUAAAUUAGUAAGUGCUGGAGUCACUGAUAUCACUGGAAUUUAGUCUUUGGUAUCUUAAUAUUAAGGCUUAUACUACCCUUCACUCCUUCAUGACACUGACCUCUCCCGUAUCUUGGGUUUCUCCUUUAUACUUAUGGAAUAAUUUCACUUAGUUUUCCUUUUACCUUAACUCUGGUUGUCAUAUUGUGUAUCUUAGUGUCCAAAUGGGUGACUCAUACUUCUGGAGCUUCACACGUUCAAAACCAAUAAUUUUACCUUGAUUCCCCUGACCAACACUGAUGGCCACAAAUUACACAUUGUCAUUAUGUGAAAAUCUCAGACUUCAAUGUCUUAUUCUUCACUCACAAUCUCUUACACUUCCAGCUCUUUUUAUUUAGAAUUUUAUUUCCUUGACCUCUCCAUUUGAUGCCACUAUGAUUGUAUGAUUUCCAACCUCAGCUGCCCUUAGCACCAGUUGGUAUUCCCUUUAAGUUUUGGUGUGAUCUCUCCUGUUUCCUUUGGUAUCUAUUCCAAACCUUCACUACUCUCCUCAAAUACUCAAUUAUGUCACCUAUCCAACUUUAAACAUUUAAAAAUGUUUUACUUAAUUAAAAUAAAAUUAAAACUUGCUAGUCUGAAAUCUAUGAAACUGAAUCUUUUCUCCCCUAUUUCUUUUGAAAAAAAUUUUAUUGUGGUAAAAAUAUUUAACAUGAGAUCUACCCUCUUAACAGAUUUUUAAAAUGUAAGUUAUUCUUAUCUAUAGGCACAAUAUUGUACAGUAUUUCUAUAGAACUUAUUCAUCUUGUGUAACUGAAAUUUUAUACUCACUGAUUAGCAACUCACUAUUUCCUCAUACCCCCUGCUCCAGGCAACUACAAUUCUAUUCUUUGUUCCGUAAGUUUGACUAUUUUAGAUGCUUUAUAUAAUUGGAAUUCUGUAGUAUUUGUCCUUCUGUAACUGGCUUAUUUCACUUAGCAUAACGUCCUUCAUAUUCAUUCAUGUUAUUACAUAUUACAGGAUUUUCUUCUUUUUAAAGGCUGAUUGAUAUUCUGUCAUAUGUAUAUAACGUACUUCACCCCCCCCCAUUUAUCUGACAUUUAGGUUGUUUCCACAGAUAUUUAGAUUGUUUUCCAUAGGUUGGCUAUUGUGAAUAGUACUGCAGUGAACAGGGGAGUACUACUGUCUCUUCAAAAUCCUGGUUUUAAUUCUUUUGGAUAAAUACCCAGAAGUGGGAUUACUGGAUCAUGUGGCUUUGCUUUUUCAUGGAGAGUUAGUAAGGGCUGUUGGGAAGCUUCCUAAACUCCUUGAUAUUCUUACCUACAAACAACAUUCAUAUCCUUUCAUCUUGUCUCAUUGGAAAAGGUGCCCUUUCACCAGAUAAUCCUUUCAUUUCUUGAUUUUCUUCUGCUUUCUCAAGGCCUAUGCUUUGCUAAUUUUAUACUCAAUAUUUUUUCAGAGAAGCCUUUUGAAGGAGUUGUUUUCAUUAGUUGCUGAAUUUUCUCACUUCCCAUUUCAUGGAAAUCUGGCUUCCACCUCCAAAAUUCUACUAAAACUUAUUUUAUUAAAGCCAUUAUUAUCAACUCUUUAGUCAUUAUUUUGUAUUUAUCACUGUUAGGGCUAGGUGAGGUGGCUCAUGCCUGUAUUCCCAGCACUGCGGAAGGCCAAUGUGGGAGGAUCAUUUGAGACCAGGAGUUCAAGACCGGCCUGGGCAAUAUAGUGAGAUCCCAUGUCUACAAAAAAUAACAAAAACAAAAAAUUAGUUGGGCAUGUUGGCACACAGCUGUAGUCCUAGCUACUGGAGAGGCUGAGGUAGGAGGAUUGUUUAAGCCCAGGAUUUCGCGACAGGAGUUUGAGACUGCAGUGAGCCAUGAUCGCACUACUGCAUUCCAGCCUGGGCAACAGAGAAACUCUGGCUCUAAAAAGACAAACAAAAACAGCACUAUCAUCAAUUGCCUCUUUUCUGAAAAUAAAGUGUAGUAUCCACUGAACCAAAAAAUUCAGUUCAAUAGACAUUUUUUUGAGAAUUUCUUAAUUAGGCACUAGAAACAGAAGAAUGAAAAAUCUUGCUCCAUAGAAGCUGACAGUUUAGUGAGGGAUAUUGACAUGCAAGCAAUCAUAAUACCAAGGGCUUUCACUGAGAUACAUAGUAAGUGCUAUGGGAACACAGGGGAAAAAUUUACCAUUCCUAGGGCAAGUUGUGGAAGCCUUUGCCUAUGUGCCCUUGUGUGACUUGUCUGACAGUUUCUGAAAGUUCUUUAGGAAACAGGUUGAAAGAUUUGAAUAUUAAAAGAUUGAAGAGGGUGGGGUAAAAAAGAAACAAGUUUGAAAGGCUGAAAACACAGAUUGGCUCCCUUUUUAGUGAUUAUUAUUUUUUUGAGAGUGGGGGGAAUAAGGAUAAUUAUUCUUUUUGAUUAAUUAACUAAAUGUUUUGUUAUGUGUGUGCAGCACUUCAUAAAGCCUGUAAAAUUUUUAGUAAAAUUCGAAGUGGUAAGAUUUAUGUGAAUGAUCUUCCAGUGAUCCUUUGCAUCUUGAGAAUUUCUAUAAGUGAUUUAGAAAUGCGACAGGCACUAAAGACUGUUGAUAUUGAUGGUUAAGUUUUAUCUUUUCAGUAUUAGUUUAAGGGUCUGCAAUCAUAAAUAUGUUUGUCAGAUUAAUUACAAAUGAUAGGAAAGCUAAACCUUAAAAUAUAUUGUAAAAACAUCAUUUUUGGUCAUAUUGUAUGUUACAAAACAUUUUUACAUGUUACAAGAACAUUACUUACAAUAAUGAUAUUGAAAAUUGGCCUCAGGUUUAUGUAAUUGGAUUGAUUAAUUACUAGACUGGAUUAUGGCGUAUUCUCAUUAUUGUUCCACGCAUGGUCUAAUCUUAUUUAGUUACGUAAUUUAAAUAAUGUAAUAAAUACUUGACCCAACCACCCAAAAUAAAAAGUAGGACCUUGUCAAUAAUUUACAUCCAACUGUAAACUUUCCUAAGCAACCUAUUAUUCUGUUUUCCCCAACCUGAGGUAAGAAUUAUCUUGAAUCCUAUAUUCAUUAUUCUCUUAUUUUUCUGUUUAAAUAGUAUUAUUGUUAUGGAUAGGUAUUUUUGUAAAAUAGUUCAAAAAUUUUAGUUGUUUAAAAAACUUUAGUAAACAGUUUUUCAUGAUGUAUAUAAUCUUUUGUUUUUUCCCGUAAUAUUAUAUGACUAAGAUUUAUUCA
Messenger RNA from Pan troglodytes (chimpanzee), 4612 nucleotides. It is a transcript of the gene EFCAB13, whose product is annotated as EF-hand calcium binding domain 13. The coding region runs from base 639 to 1229 and encodes 196 amino acids. The record is from RefSeq and is a predicted model, not a curated record. The transcript is spliced from 8 exons. NCBI's taxonomy places the organism in Eukaryota, Metazoa, Chordata, Mammalia, Primates, Hominidae.